Messenger RNA from Erigeron canadensis, 827 nucleotides. Its product is annotated as leucine-rich repeat extensin-like protein 5. The record is from RefSeq and is a predicted model, not a curated record. The transcript has a single exon. NCBI's taxonomy places the organism in Eukaryota, Viridiplantae, Streptophyta, Magnoliopsida, Asterales, Asteraceae. The coding region runs from base 109 to 621 and encodes 170 amino acids.
UCAAAAGAUAAGAGCACCCACCCUUCCACUUCAUUCCACCUCUCCAAAACUCACCACAUAAUAAUCUCCAUUCUUCAUUCAUCAUUGAUUCAUUUCUCUUUCUUUCACAUGGAUGUCUCAAGUCAAAAAGUCAACACAUUUUUCAUGUCCAUUCUCAUCAUAAUCUUUCUAGCUUCUCAUUUUACACUUGUAACUCCAACUCCAACAUCAUCAUCCACAUGGGUUGGUUCAAAAUACAAUAUUGAAUGCACAAUGUGUGCCUCUUGUGACAAUCCAUGCAACCAACAACCACCAACACCAUCAACACCAAUAUACCCUCCACCACCACCUUCCACCAACUACUACUACUCUCCACCACCUCCCACCACCGGAUCCAACACCGGCGGUGGUGGUGGCUACUACAACUCACCACCAAGUCAAGGUGUUUACUUUUACUACCCACCACCAUCUUACAAAAACAACUAUCCUACCCCUGGACCACGAAACCCCAUCACUGGUUACUACCCAUACUAUUCCAACUCUCCAAACUCCAUGCUACCGUCGUCAACUGCCGGAGUCGAUUUUUCCGGUGCCACCCUUUUGUUACUAGUACUAUCUACCUUUUGUAUGUUGUUUCUUUAAUUAAGUUCAUUAUUAGUGGGAUGAAUAAUAAUAAUAAAGGUGUUAGAUUAUUGUAAGAGGGGUCAUGGUAGUGACAUUGGUGAAAGUAAUUUGUAAAUUCUUGAUAUUAUAUGUCCUCUUUUUGUGUAAUUCGUAGCAAUAAAUAUUGAGUUGUGUAUUUACAAAUGAAAAAAACAUAAUAAUAUUUAUAUUUCUUUUUGUUCAAA